AAGAGAAAGGACUUUACAAUCGCGUGACGUCACACUCGACCCUCACAUCUUUGUCAGUGAACAAAAUGGCAACCUACUGUCUGACUGUGGCCCGGCUCCAGCUGGUCCUGGGUCAUGGUGCCCGGCGCCUGCAUGUAUCGGCCGCUUACAGAGCCAAGGCCAACGUGGCCAUGAGCCGCUUUGAGCCCACUUCCUUCAUCAACUAUGAGAAGCUCCAUAGCAAUGUUGAAAUUGUCCGAAAAAGGCUCAAUCGUCCUCUCACUCUGUCAGAGAAGAUCGUGUACGGCCACCUGGACGACCCCCACCACCAGGAGAUCGACCGCGGUCGCACCUACCUGCGGCUGCGACCCGACCGCGUGGCCAUGCAGGACGCCACGGCCCAGAUGGCCAUGCUGCAGUUCAUCAGCAGUGGCCUACCAAGGGUUGCCGUGCCCUCCACCAUCCACUGCGAUCACCUGAUCGAGGCCCAGAUCGGCGGAGUCAAGGAUUUGGCCAGGGCAAAGGAAGUGAACCAGGAAGUCUACAACUUCCUGUCCAGCGCUGGAGCAAAAUAUGGAGUGGGCUUUUGGAAACCUGGCUCUGGAAUCAUCCAUCAGAUCAUCCUGGAGAACUACGCCUACCCAGGAGUGAUGCUUAUCGGCACAGAUUCCCACACACCAAACGGCGGCGGGCUUGGCGCCAUCUGCAUCGGAGUGGGCGGAGCCGACGCUGUAGACGUCAUGGCUGGAAUCCCCUGGGAGCUCAAAUGUCCCAAGGUGAUCGGCGUGCGGCUGACCGGCACCCUGUCCGGCUGGACGUCUCCCAAAGACGUCAUCCUGAAAGUGGCGGGCAUCCUGACGGUGAAGGGAGGGACCGGCGCCAUCGUGGAGUACCACGGACCGGGAGUGGACUCCAUUUCCUGCACUGGAAUGGCCACCAUUUGCAACAUGGGAGCAGAAAUUGGAGCAACAACCUCUGUGUUUCCAUACAAUCACCGCAUGAAGACCUACCUGGAGAAAACCGGCCGAGGAGAGAUCGCUGCUGUGGCUGAUCAAUUCAAGGACUUGUUGGUACCAGAUGAAGGCUGUGAGUACGACCAGAUCAUCGAACUCAACUUGGACGAGCUCAGGCCUCACAUCAACGGGCCGUUCACCCCUGACCUGGCGCACCCCGUGUCUGAGGUCGGUGCCGUGGCAAAGAAGAACGGCUGGCCACUGGAGGUCAAAGUUGGUCUGAUCGGCAGCUGCACCAACUCCAGCUACGAGGACAUGGGCCGGGCCGCCUCCCUGGCCAAACAGGCCCUGGACAAAGGCCUGAAGUGCAAAGCUCAGUUCACCGUCACCCCUGGCUCUGAGCAGAUCCGUGCCACCAUCGAAAGAGACGGAUAUUCAAAGAUCCUCAGUGAUGUUGGAGGUGUGGUUCUUGCCAAUGCAUGUGGGCCCUGCAUUGGACAGUGGGACAGGCGGGAUGUGAAGAAGGGAGAGAAGAACACCAUCAUUACGUCCUUCAACAGGAACUUCACCGCCAGGAACGACGCCAACCCUGCCACUCAUGCGUUUGUCACCUCUCCUGAGAUCGUCACUGCUCUCGCCAUCGCUGGGACGCUGGACUUCAACCCAGAGACAGAUUACCUCACAACCCCUACGGGAGAGAAGUUCAAGCUGGUGCCCCCCACCGGAGAUGAAUUACCGGCCAGGGACUUUGACCCAGGGCAGGACACCUACCAGCACCCUCCAGGCGACGGCACCAGCCUCUCGGUGGACGUCAGUCCUCAGAGUAACCGGCUGCAGCUGCUGGAGCCUUUUGACAAGUGGAGCGGAAAUGAUCUGGAAAACAUGCUGGUCCUCAUCAAGGUGAAGGGGAAAUGCACCACAGACCACAUCAGCGCAGCAGGACCCUGGCUGAAGUUUCGUGGCCAUCUAGAUAACAUCUCCAACAACAUGCUGAUCGGUGCCGUCAACAGCGAGAACGACGCCGUAAACAAGAUCAAGAACCACUUGACGGGAGAGUACGGAGGAGUCCCUGAUGUGGCACGACACUACAAGGCCAACGGCGUGUCGUGGGUCGUGGUUGGAGAUGAUAACUACGGCGAGGGCUCCAGCAGAGAACAUGCAGCUCUGGAGCCCAGGCAUCUGGGUGGAAGAGCCAUUAUUGUCAAGAGCUUUGCCAGAAUCCACGAAACAAACCUGAAGAAGCAGGGCCUGCUUCCCCUCACCUUUAGCAACCCAUCCGACUACGACAAAAUCCGCCCCGACGACAAGAUCUCCAUCAAGGGACUGCAAUCCUUUGCACCAGGAAAGCCCCUGACAGCGGUCGUGACGCACAGCGACGGCAGCCAGGAGACGCUGGAGCUCAACCACAGCUUCAACGAGACCCAGAUCGAAUGGUUCCAGGCGGGCUCGGCCCUGAACAGGAUGAAGCAGCUGCAACACUGAGCCGUGGAGGGAGGGAAACAGGGUGGCACAGUUUGGGAGGAAACAGAAUGUCAAAUAACCAUUUCAUCAUCAGAAUUAGCUUGCAGCUUUCACUUAAGUACAAUUACCAGGAGUACCUUUAAAUGUCAAGCUAAUGAUUUUGAUGGAACAGUUGAACUUCGUCCUGUAAUUGUUAUCUUUUAAUCCUCAUUCAGCAACAUUAAGCAUAUUUUUUAAAUGAUGUGAGGCUGCUGUAUGUUCCUCGAGCAGAGAGUACCAGUUAUAGAUCCACACACACUCUUGACACAAUAAGCUGUGACCUGACCCGGGACAGAGUGAACGCUGACCCCUGGUCGCUAUUGCAGUUGUGUAAACAAGUUUGCACAAUGUUGAGCAGCCGCCCGGUCAGCUGAACAGUCACUCUGUUGCUUUUAGGCUCAUCUUUACAAUGGUUUCUUCUAUUUCUGGACUCGUUAACAAACCUACGGAACCGUAGCAGAACAUUAAAGGAUAAACGGAACUUUCUCCGUCCGAGACCAGAUACUUUCUCGUGCGCAACAGAUGGCAUCUCCUGCGCUCGAGACGCUACGAAGUAUUCUCCGCAUACUUGAUACCAUCUCGUGCGCACCAAAUAUCUGCUUCUCGCGAGAUGGUAUGUGGUUCGCGACAUAUUACCUGGCGAUAAUGACACAUUGAUUAAGUGGUGUGUAUUCGGUGCGCUCGAGAAUGUUUAGUUUUUCUUUAGUCCUUCAAUGUCCCGCUACGGGUUCUGUACAAACUUGUGUUACGUCACACGGACCUAAAAUAAACUGUCACACUUAACGCUCGUUUUUUCUGCCCUCUGGUGGCACAAAGGCGGUACUGCAGAGCAUCGGAGCUGCAGCAGGCAGACCUGUUAUAUGUAUAUGAAAGGAACGUAAAGAUGACUCGUGAGACGUACUGAACGUCAGAUUGCUGUAUAUCUAACAGAGUUAGACCAGUAUGGGUCGUUUUUAUAUUUAUGUGUUAGUUGGUUUGCAACACAGCACAGCAGCGCUUCAUUCGCUUUAAUACGCUGUGAAACUGUUGUAACUCUUCCCCUAUGCUUCCACUGCUCUCAUGAUCACUUCCAAUGAGGACAAGCGCAUGAUGUUUUCUUUUCUGCUGUUAUGUAUUUAUAAUAAUUUUUCUGCAGCAGCUCCAGGCCCUCGUCAUUUCACUCACAGGGUAACCUUGCAGCUUGUGUUUUUCUUUAUGUGCAUCUUUCAUAUUUUUUUUUUAGCCCCGCUGAAAUAAUUUAACAGAUUUUCUUGAGCAAUGAGAAUUUUAAGAAAGUCAUAAAACUGUUCUUGUUCUGAGCUUUUGUUUAUAUACAAAGAUAAUUCCCAGCAAAACUUGUAGAUUUGGGGAAUGUUGGGGGGGUCAGUCAGUCAAAUCAGAAAAAAAAAAUUUAAUUUUUGGAUUUAUUCUGCCAAUCAGACAAAGGCUCUUCCUUGUAACCACUCCAUGUAAAGUGUCUGACUCUGUGUUUGUUUUGCUCCCAGAUGAUCUUUUCUGUACAACAGAAAUUAAAGCAGAUUGUAAAAUAAAAAUCCACUGAUAUAAUUUC
This is a messenger RNA of Poeciliopsis prolifica (blackstripe livebearer), 3981 nucleotides long. It is a transcript of the gene aco2, whose product is annotated as aconitase 2, mitochondrial. NCBI's taxonomy places the organism in Eukaryota, Metazoa, Chordata, Actinopteri, Cyprinodontiformes, Poeciliidae. Gene Ontology annotation, molecular function: 4 iron, 4 sulfur cluster binding; aconitate hydratase activity. Gene Ontology annotation, cellular component: mitochondrion; cytosol. The record is from RefSeq and is a predicted model, not a curated record. Gene Ontology annotation, biological process: tricarboxylic acid cycle. Bases 66 to 2414 code for a protein of 782 amino acids. The transcript is spliced from 17 exons.